AUCAUGCCUCCAAAGGGUACAUCGUGACUGGUGACUACCCUCUUCUGUAGCGGUUCCGGCGGAGAUACAACAAUCAGCUUCAUUUCCACCUCCGCCGGAACCGAGAAAUGAAUUAAUAUCACCAUUCGAUGUCCACGUCAAGUGGGAUGGUCCCUCCAACCUAGUUCCCCACAGACAACGGGAAGUAUUAAUAGCCAUGUCAACCCCGCACCUUCCCCUCGUUCAAUCCCUCUCAACUUCACCUUCACAUUCAACUCUCACAAACACAGACUGAACCAGAAAUAAUCUAUCACAAUGGCAGCAGAAUCACCAAUCGAGAAUGGCCUCUUCCGCCACAACAACACGACUGCCCCCGCAGAAUCGAGCGUGUUCAAUCUGUUCUCGCUAAAGGGCAAAACGGCCGUUGUCACCGGUGCGGCCUCGGGAAUUGGACUGCAGGUUGCCUAUGCACUCGCGGAGGCUGGUGCUGAUGUUGCCAUUUGGUAUAAUUCUAACCCAAAGGCGGUUGAGCGGGCUGCGGAGAUUGAGGCGAAAUAUGGUGUCAAAUGCCGUGCAUACAAAGUCGACAUCCGCAACGUACAAGCAGUCCAAGACCAACUCAACGUCAGCGUCAAUGAGCUCAACGGCCGGUUGGACAUCCUCAUCGCCAACUCAGGCAUCCCCUGGACAAAAGGCGCCAUGGUCGACGCCCCCGUCGCGCACUACAGCGAGGUAAUCCAAACCGACCUCGACGGAACCUUCUACUGCGCCCAAGCAGCAGCCGCCCACUGGCGCCGCCAAAAGGCCGAAAACACCACUGUCCACGGCACGCCUCUGCAAAAUUUCACCUACGGCAGCUUCGUCGCCACGGCAUCCAUGAGCGGACACAUUGUUAAUAUCCCGCAGCUCCAGGCUGGGUAUAACGCAGCCAAGGCGGGCGUGGUGCAUCUGUGCAAGUCGCUGUCGGUGGAGUGGGUGCGGUUUGCGCGGGCGAACUCCGUCUCACCGGGAUAUAUUGAUACGGAGAUCUCGACGUUUGUGCCGCAGGAUAUGAAGGAGAUUUGGAAGGGGAAGAUCCCGAUGGGCAGAGAGGGGAAGCCGGAGGAGCUCAAGGGAGCGUAUUUGUAUUUGGCGUCUGAUGCGUCGAGUUACACGACUGGGUGUGAUAUUGUGGUUGAUGGGGGGUACUGUUUGCCAUAAUCUUUAUCAUUCACAUUCAUGUUCAUAGACAUAGACAUAGAGAGAUAGACAGAGAAAUAGAGAGAGAUAGUCGUGGCAUUAAUGGAGUUACACAGAGAGCAAGGGCGUCGACCUUGCGUAUGCACGAGAUGUCUGCUGAUCAGAGAAUACUGCUGCACUGCGACUGUAUAGACUAUUCUGAGAAGAUGCAGUAGGAAUCAAUAAAGUCUACUGGA
Aspergillus wentii DTO 134E9 is the source of this 1394-nucleotide messenger RNA. RefSeq lists its product as uncharacterized. Gene Ontology annotation, molecular function: oxidoreductase activity, acting on NAD(P)H, oxygen as acceptor. The coding region runs from base 295 to 1179 and encodes 294 amino acids. The record is from RefSeq and is a predicted model, not a curated record. Lineage: Eukaryota; Fungi; Ascomycota; Eurotiomycetes; Eurotiales; Aspergillaceae. Gene Ontology annotation, cellular component: intracellular anatomical structure. The transcript is spliced from 2 exons.